UUGUAUAUGGCGUAUCUUUAAUCGCUAAAUUAUCGUUAUCACUAUCAAUGCUGAUAAACGGUGAUAAUGUUAUAAGGAAAGAAAGAAAAAAAGGUUGGACUUUUGGCGUGCGAAAAGAAUAUUUAAUUGAUUAAUAUUUCUUCAUAAAAUGGCAACCGGAGAUGACAGACGCGUGGCACUAAUCACGGGUAUCACUGGACAAGAUGGUUCCUAUUUGGCAGAAUUUUUAUUAGAAAAAGGAUACGAUGUGCAUGGUAUUAUUAGAAGAGCAAGUUCAUUUAACACCUCGCGUAUUCAGCAUUUGUAUGCGGAUCCUAAGUGUCAUCGUCAGGGUAAAAUGAAAUUACAUUAUGGAGACAUGACCGACUCGAGUAGUUUGGUAAAAGUAAUCAGUUCCGUGCAACCAACUGAGAUUUAUAAUCUUGCGGCUCAAAGUCACGUUAUGGUAAGCUUUGAAGUAAGCGAGUAUACCGCAGAAGUGGACGCAGUAGGUACCGUGAGAUUACUGGAUGCUAUAAGAACGUGUGGUUUAGAAAAGUCUGUAAGAUUUUAUCACGCGUCGACGUCUGAACUUUACGGCAGGGCAAUAGAGGUACCGCAGAACGAAAAAACUCCGUUUUAUCCACGUUCCCCGUAUGCAUGCGCCAAAUUGUAUAGCUUCUGGAUCGUAGUCAAUUAUAGAGAGGCCUACAAUAUAUUUGCUUGCAAUGGUAUAUUAUUCAAUCAUGAAAGUCCUAGAAGAGGGGAAAAUUUUGUAACUAGGAAGAUCACAAGAUCGAUAGCAAAGAUACAUUUAGGUUUGCAAGAUGUUCUUGAAUUGGGAAAUCUUGAUGCUAAAAGAGACUGGGGCCACGCCAAGGAUUAUGUAAAAGCAAUGUGGCUUAUGCUUCAGCAAUCAACGCCAGACGAUUAUGUUAUAGCAACGGGAGAGUCUCACAGUGUAAAAGAAUUUGUAGAGGCUGCAUUUCAGUACGUUGGACGUACGAUCAAGUGGGAAGGAGAGGGGAUAAACGAAACGGGAAAGGACGCAGAUAACGAAAAAGUAUUGGUACGGAUUAAUCCGAAAUAUUUUCGACCUACGGAAGUUGAUGUCCUCUUGGGUGAUGCGACUAAAGCAAAGGAAAAAUUUGGAUGGAAACCGACGAUUACGUUCGAGGCUUUAGUUAAAGAUAUGAUGGAUUCGGACCUAAAUCUAAUGAGAAAAAAUCCGAAUGCUUAGUGUCAUUUUAUUUUAAUCUAGAUAAUUACAUAAAGGUAUGAAAAACGUCCUAUAUAUUUGCAUAUUGUGAAAUAUAUGCAAUAGUUAGAUAUAAUAUAAAUAAUCCACACGCCGGUAUCACACACAUUACUACUGCAUUUCUACGAAGUAAGAAUAUUCAAAUUGUAAGGUAAGAAAUUUAUAGGAUUCUUUUCCAAGUAUUACAACAAAUUGUACAACAAACUAACUAGCAGGAACGAAUUGUUUAUAUACGAAGUACAUAGUUUUUAUAUAGAAUCUACGUAAUAUAAGAUACACAAACAUUCAUUUGAUAGGAAAAACGCUUUCUCUUUUAUCAAAUUUUGUAUGAGUCGCGAAUGCAUAUGUUUGCGUGGUUGCGUGGAUGCAUGGAACCGAUGAUGGUCGUUUUUAUAAAUCGAUUUGAUAGAGGUGAAGGCUUUUUGCGAGGCCUUUACAUAAACAUAGGCUAUUUUUUAUGAAAGCUUUACAUACAACCUGUAUGUACGCACAAAUGGUAGAAGAUAUGCUGUUUAUCACCAUUUUAUUAAUUGUCUUCCACCAAAGUAUAAUUGGCUUUCACGUCGUAGUUUAAUUUGUACCUAAUAUAUGUAAUUACAAUGUAACGUAUUGUAUACUGUAUGCUAGCUUUGUUAUACAUUUUAGCCUUUGUAUAUACAAGAAGAGGAAGAGCAACGCUACGAUCGAAGAAAUGGAACGCGUUCCCUCUCUCUCUCUCUCUCUCUCUCUCGAAUAAAUAGAAAUAAGAGAAAA
Vespa crabro (European hornet) is the source of this 1990-nucleotide messenger RNA. It is a transcript of the gene Gmd, whose product is annotated as GDP-mannose 4,6 dehydratase. Gene Ontology annotation, molecular function: GDP-mannose 4,6-dehydratase activity. The record is from RefSeq and is a predicted model, not a curated record. NCBI's taxonomy places the organism in Eukaryota, Metazoa, Arthropoda, Insecta, Hymenoptera, Vespidae. Gene Ontology annotation, biological process: GDP-mannose metabolic process. Bases 149 to 1219 code for a protein of 356 amino acids. The transcript has 7 exons.